This is a messenger RNA of Oryza sativa Japonica Group (Japanese rice), 1691 nucleotides long. Its product is annotated as protein WHAT'S THIS FACTOR 9, mitochondrial. Lineage: Eukaryota; Viridiplantae; Streptophyta; Magnoliopsida; Poales; Poaceae. Gene Ontology annotation, molecular function: RNA binding. The record is from RefSeq and is a predicted model, not a curated record.
CCCUUCCACGCUGUCUUCUCCACUCCCACCGCCGGCCUCCCAACCCGCCGCCGGCGACGAUUCCGGCGAGAUACCUGGUCGGCGGACACCGGCUCCCGCGGGUACGAGCCUUCUCUAGACGGGCUGCGUCUCUGUCCAUCUCUUCUUCUUCUCCAACAUGAGGCCCCUCGCGAUACGGCGGCGGGAGGCGCGGCUCCUCCCACCCCUCGCCGUCCUCGUCCGGUCCAUGGCGUACGUGGACGUGAAGAUGCGAUGGAAGAAGGACGCCUCCUUCGACGCCGUCCCCGUGCUGUCCCAGGCGCGGGACCUCCGCCCGCUCGUGUCCCUCGCCGGCCUCCUCUCGCCGUCGCCGACCCCCGUCUCCGCGGUCUCCAAGCUUCGCAUCCCGCUCGAGGUCCCCGACCGCCGCGUCAUCUCCUUCCUGCGGCGGUUCCCCGCCGCCUUCGUGGAGUCCGUCGGGCCGGAGCACAACCACCCCUGGUUCCGCCUCUCGGGCUCCGCCGCCGGCCUCCUGCAGGAGGAGCGGGAGGUCUUCGCCGCGCGGCGCGCGGACAUCACCUCCCGCCUCGGCCGCCUCCUCCUCAUGGCCCCGCGCCGCCGCCUCCCGCUCCGCGCCGCGCAGGGCAUGCUCUGGCACCUCGGCCUCCCGGAGGACUACUUCAGAUGCCGGGACUAUGACAUCGCGCAAGACGGAUUCCGGAUUCUCACCAUUGGAGACAGUGUUUGCCGUGAGGAGGAGGAGGAUGAUGGGAGGGAGCUUGUGCUCAUUGAUAAUGGGGAACACCAAGAAAUGCCAAAAUCAGUGCUCCAAAUGGAUGCCAUAAGGAGAUUUGGGUCCAUGGAGACGGUGCCGAUCCCCCUCUUCCAGUCAAAGGGGCUCCGGCUGAAGCAGAAGAUCGAGGCAUGGCUGGAGGGGUUUCAGAAGCUGCCUUAUGUCUCUCCCUAUGAGGAUUUCAGCGGCAUUUAUCGCGACAGCGAUGUUUCGGAGAAGCGGGUGGUCGGGGUGCUUCAUGAGCUUCUUAGUCUGUUCGUGACAUGCUCUGCCGAGAGGAGGCGGUUACUUUGCCUCAGGCAGCACCUGGGGCUGCCACAGAAGUUUCACCGUGUGUUUGAGCGGCAUCCGCAUGUUUUCUACUUGUUGUUGAAGGAGAAAACAUGCUUUGUUGUCCUCAAAGAGGCAUACCUGGCUCGGGGAGACACUGCAAUUGAAGAACAUCCCAUGCUGGUGGUGCGGAGGAAGUAUGCAGGGUUGAUGGAGGAGUCGCGGGAGAUCAUAAGGUGCCGGCGGAGUGGGAAACCUUUUCCGUCGAAGCAUAAAGAUCAUGAGCAGAUUGAGGAUUCUGAGGGUGCAAAUUCUGCUCCAAUUUUGUCAUAGAAAGCUAGAACUUUGCCUGGUCAGAAAAAAUGAGGGCAUAUGCAGUAUGAUUUUCGUGAUAAUACCAAGGGGGAUUCUACUCUUGGAAGUAUAUGGCUGCUUGUUAGGAAUAUUUGUGUAGAAAGACAGGAGGGUGUACAAACAGGGAGAUCAUAGUUUGUUUUGGUGCUGUCUGUCUUGGUAGUAAGCAGUAUGACAAUCGAUCAAUUGCGAGAAAUUAGAUAGUUGUGAUUGGCAGAUGCCAUAGUCAGGGCAUUAGCUCUUUGUGCUAUUCUGUUUGUUGUGAUUGCUGAAUUAGAUCAAGACCACAUUCAGU